This is a messenger RNA of Patiria miniata (bat star), 956 nucleotides long. RefSeq names its product phospholipase A and acyltransferase 1-like. The record is from RefSeq and is a predicted model, not a curated record. Gene Ontology annotation, cellular component: cytoplasm. Lineage: Eukaryota; Metazoa; Echinodermata; Asteroidea; Valvatida; Asterinidae. Gene Ontology annotation, biological process: N-acylphosphatidylethanolamine metabolic process. The coding region runs from base 402 to 956 and encodes 184 amino acids. The transcript has a single exon. Gene Ontology annotation, molecular function: glycerophospholipid phospholipase A1 activity; A2-type glycerophospholipase activity.
CUUAGGCAAACAAAUUUCCUGCGGCUCCAAAUACAAUCAGCAUUCACGCACCUUUUUGGCCGUUGAAACCCUUUUUGUUCAAAACAAUAUGUCAGAUCUUAUACUUGUCACGAACUUACAACUUAUUUUUGGGACGUUCUUUUUUGGGGGAAUUCCAGUGCUGAAUAAUGAUCUUUGGACUGCCAUGUUAAUGAAUACUAUAAGCGACGGCGUAGAAGGUAAACAGAAAUGACGACACAGGGAGGUGAUGGUGCAAUUAUGGGCCCAAUAUCAGUAUGUUUGUAUUGACAGAUCCGUGAUAUUAUUUGGGCAACAUUAAAUUUCAGCCUUUUGUGUGAUCAGACGAAUUAGUUUUCCUCGUCUCGUAAAUACCAAAACCACAAGUCGUGCAGACAAGAGACAUGGCAAGAAAGAACAAUUUUGGGAUUGUGGGUGACUGGCAUUUGCCUUCAUUUCCGGAUAUCUCAGCAUUGGAAGACGAGUUAUGCCUUGGCGAUAGGCUGGAGUUUGACUGUGGCAUAUACGCACACUGGGGUAUAUACGUCGGUCGGUACCAGGAUAUGAGACAUGCUGUCAUCCACUUCGGUAUGUUCGAAAAGCGGGCGGCAUUCUCCAAAAAGAAGAUAUCAGGCAGUGCGUUUGCUGCCGGUCAAAAGCCCGAGAUACGAGCUAAUACGAUUGGGAUGAUUCUCGGUGGUUCUGGCAAGGUUAGGAUCAACAACUCAAGAGACCUUAAAGUGGAGCAUUUGGAUCCAGACGUCAUCAUUGAAACAGCUACGACCAUGCACCGAGACAAAACACCGAUUGAUUACAAUCUUAUCGAGAAUAACUGCGAGCACUUCGUGAAUCUGUGUCGAUAUGACAAACCCCACAGUCAGCAAGCUGAAGAUUUGGUGAUUGGGGCCAUGGGUUUGCUCGUCGGGGGAGCCAUAGCCGGUGAGUAUCUCAAGCUCUAA